AUGUCUGAGAUCAUCCGGGUGCAGUCGCCAGAAGGGGUGAAGCGAAUCACGGCCACGAAGAGAGAGACGGUGGCCACGUUCCUCAAGAAGGUGGCAAAAGAAUUUGGUUUCAGGAAUAAUGGGUUUUCCGUGUACACCAAUAGAAACCGGACAGGAGAGAUCACAGCUUCACAAAACAAGUCCCUCAACUUGCUGAAAAUCAAGCACGGUGAUAUGCUGUUCCUCUACCCCUCCAGCCCAGCUGGCUCCUCCUCAGAGACCAUGGACACCUCUGUCUCCCAGGGCUUGCGGCCCGUGGGGGCCCCCCAGGUGGUGGAGGAUGAGAUCGACCAGUAUCUGAUCAAACAGGAUGGGAAGAUUUACCGAAAUCGAGACCAGCAGCUGUGUCGCCACGGCCCCCUGGGUAAAUGUGUGCACUGUGUCCCACUGGAGCCUUUCGAUGAGGAUUAUUUAAACCAUCUGGAACCCCCUGUGAAGCAUAUGUCCUUCCAUGCCUACAUCAGGAAGCUGACUGGAGGGGCCGACAAGGGGAAAUUUGUUGCCCUGGAAAACAUCAGCUGCAAGAUCAAAUCGGGCUGUGAAGGGCACCCUCCUUGGCCAGAAGGCAUUUGCACCAAGUGCCAGCCAAGUGCCAUCACCCUCAAUAGACAGAAAUACAGGCAUGUUGACAACAUCAUGUUUGAGAACCACACCAUUGCAGAUCGAUUCCUCGACUUCUGGCGGAAGACGGGGAACCAGCACCUGGGGUACCUGUACGGCCGGUACACGGAGCACAAGGACAUCCCCCUGGGCAUCCGGGCCGAGGUGGCUGCCAUCUAUGAACCCCCCCAGAUUGGUACACAGAACAGCCUGGAGAUCCUGGAAGACCCAAAAGCUGAGGUUGUGGAUGAGAUCGCCGCAAAGCUGGGACUGAGAAAGGUUGGCUGGAUAUUUACUGAUCUGGUCUCUGAAGACACACGGAAAGGGACUGUUCGGUACAGCAGGAACAAGGACACGUAUUAUCUCAGUGCAGAAGAGUGCAUCACAGCUGGGAACUUUCAGAACCAGCAGCCCAACAUCUGUCGCCUUUCUCCAGAUGGUCAUUUUGGAUCCAAGUUUGUCACAGUUGUGGCUACAGGUGGUCCCGACAACCAGGUCCACUUCGAGGGCUACCAGGUCUCCAAUCAGUGCAUGGCUCUGGUCCGGGAUGAGUGCUUGCUGCCCUGCCGGGACGCGCCGGAGCUGGGCUACGCCAAGGAGUCCAGCAGUGAGCAGUAUGUGCCUGAUGUCUUCUACAAGGACAUAGACAAGUUUGGCAACGAGAUCACGCAGCUGGCUCGCCCGCUCCCGGUUGAGUACCUCAUCAUCGACAUUACUACGACUUUCCCCAAGGAUCCAGUCUACACGUUUUCUAUUUCUCAAAAUCCAUUCCCCAUCGAGAACCGCGACGUGCUGGGAGAGACUCAGGACUUCCACAGCUUGGCCACGUACCUGUCCCAAAAUACUUCCUCUGUUUUCCUAGACAUCAUUUCCGAUUUCCACCUGCUCCUCUUCCUGGUCACAAACGAGGUCAUGCCUCUGCGGGACAGCAUCAGCUUGUUGCUGGAAGCCGUGAGGACCAAGAAUGAGGAGCUAGCACAGACCUGGAAAAAAUCAGAGCAGUGGGCCACCAUCGAGCAGCUCUGCAGCACAGUUGGUGUCCAGAUCUCAGGACUCCAGGAGUACGGUGCCAUGGGCAGCUCGACACACGCGGCCUCGGCAGCCAUGUGGGGCUGCCAGCACUGCACCUUCAUGAACCAGCCGGGCACAGACCACUGCGAGAUGUGCAGCCUGCCCCGCACCUAG
Messenger RNA from Chaetura pelagica (chimney swift), 1824 nucleotides. RefSeq names its product nuclear protein localization 4 homolog (S. cerevisiae) (gene NPLOC4). The transcript has 18 exons. Gene Ontology annotation, cellular component: nucleus. The record is from RefSeq and is a predicted model, not a curated record. Bases 1 to 1824 code for a protein of 607 amino acids. Gene Ontology annotation, molecular function: ubiquitin protein ligase binding; ubiquitin binding. Lineage: Eukaryota; Metazoa; Chordata; Aves; Apodiformes; Apodidae. Gene Ontology annotation, biological process: ubiquitin-dependent protein catabolic process.